Molecule: messenger RNA, 1041 nt
Organism: Prunus armeniaca (apricot)
Lineage: Eukaryota; Viridiplantae; Streptophyta; Magnoliopsida; Rosales; Rosaceae
Source: the annotation of a GenBank genome assembly
AUGAAAUUAGAAGAGCUUACUUACAAAAAGGCCCUUGUCAGCCUAGAAAUCAUGAUAUCCCUUAAAAGAAAUUUGGAAAAGAGUCAAGACAAUUCAACCCGGCAUGGUUUUUCAAAUUGGAAGAAAAAGGAAAGAUUUCAAGUUCAUGUUGGAGGUCCCAACAUUUCCCAUAACCAAGCUCUGAAAAAAUGUCAAGCCUUAAUGAAUGAAAAACAACAUAUUGAAAAUGUUUUCCAUAAGAACUCACAUCAAUCUCAAAUUGACUACAAAAUCAGAUUGAAUGCAUCUGUUGAUUGUAUUAGAUUUCUUCUACGACAAGGUCUUGCCUUUCGUGCCCACGAUGAGUCUGAGGAUUCAAGCAACCAAGGUAAUUUUCUUGAGCUUUUGCAAUUUCUUAUUGAUCACAAUGAGGAAGUUAGAGUUGUUGCUUUGAAAAAUGCUCCUGAAAACCUUAAAGUAACUUCACCUAAGAUUCAGAAAGACAUUGUCAAUGCUGCAGCAGUUGAAACUACUGAUGCUAUUAUUAGAGAUAUGGAUGAUGCAUUAUUUUCUAUUUUAGUUGAUGAAUCUCGUGAUGUAUUAGUAAAAGAGCAGAUGGCUGUUAUGUUUCGUUACGUAGACAAGAAAGGAUGUGUGAUUGAACGAUUACGAGGUCAAGGUUAUGAUGGGACCAGUAAUAUGAGUGGAGAGUUCAAUGGUCAGAAGACACUUAUUAUGAGGGAAAAUGAGUCUGCUUACUAUCACAGCCUCAUAGGUGCUUUCUUCACCUUAGUUUCUAAUGUGGUAAAUAUUGUUGGAGCAUCCUCGAAGCGUCGUGACAUUCUUUGGGAUAAACAAGCUCUCAAAGUAGCUAAAGCAUUGACCAAUGGGGAGCUUUCUAGUGGGAAAUGUUUAAAUCAAGCAACAGAGAUUAAGCGCACUUUGCUUUUGAUGAGGAAUAUACUUGGAAUCACAAAUGCAUUGUCACAAGCCUUACAGAGGGAUGAUCAAGAUAUUGUGAAUGCCAUGGAUUUAGUUGAAUUAUGUAAGCAACAAUACUAG